Messenger RNA from Canis lupus familiaris (dog), 669 nucleotides. RefSeq names its product interleukin 12A (gene IL12A). Gene Ontology annotation, molecular function: growth factor activity; interleukin-12 receptor binding. Gene Ontology annotation, cellular component: extracellular region. The record is from RefSeq and is marked validated. NCBI's taxonomy places the organism in Eukaryota, Metazoa, Chordata, Mammalia, Carnivora, Canidae. Gene Ontology annotation, biological process: immune response.
AUGUGCCCGCCGCGCGGCCUCCUCCUUGUGACCAUCCUGGUCCUGCUAAGCCACCUGGACCACCUUACUUGGGCCAGGAGCCUCCCCACAGCCUCACCAAGCCCAGGAAUAUUCCAGUGCCUCAACCACUCCCAAAACCUGCUGAGAGCCGUCAGCAACACGCUUCAGAAGGCCAGACAAACUCUAGAAUUAUAUUCCUGCACUUCCGAAGAGAUUGAUCAUGAAGAUAUCACAAAGGAUAAAACCAGCACAGUGGAGGCCUGCUUACCACUGGAAUUAACCAUGAAUGAGAGUUGCCUGGCUUCCAGAGAGAUCUCUUUGAUAACUAACGGGAGUUGCCUGGCCUCUGGAAAGGCCUCUUUUAUGACGGUCCUGUGCCUUAGCAGCAUCUAUGAGGACUUGAAGAUGUACCAGAUGGAAUUCAAGGCCAUGAACGCAAAGCUUUUAAUGGAUCCCAAGAGGCAGAUCUUUCUGGAUCAAAACAUGCUGACAGCUAUCGAUGAGCUGUUACAGGCCCUGAAUUUCAACAGUGUGACUGUGCCACAGAAAUCCUCCCUUGAAGAGCCGGAUUUUUAUAAAACUAAAAUCAAGCUCUGCAUACUUCUUCAUGCUUUCAGAAUUCGUGCGGUGACCAUCGAUAGAAUGAUGAGUUAUCUGAAUUCUUCCUAA